Molecule: messenger RNA, 3145 nt
Organism: Bemisia tabaci
Lineage: Eukaryota; Metazoa; Arthropoda; Insecta; Hemiptera; Aleyrodidae
Gene: sgl
Product: UDP-glucose 6-dehydrogenase sgl
Biological process (GO): glycosaminoglycan biosynthetic process
Cellular component (GO): nucleus
Molecular function (GO): UDP-glucose 6-dehydrogenase activity; NAD binding
Source: RefSeq, a predicted model, not a curated record
CCCGGUUACUCGCUUCCUCUGCGGUCCACUCGGAAUCAGGAAACGUGGAAUCAAGAGUUUCAGUGUAAAACUCUGGCAGUUUCGUUUGUGUAUCACUCCCGACCGGUCGUGGGUUCGUUACGGACGCUUACGGAAACUUGGUAACGCAGCAAUAAAUUGCGGAGUACUCUUAGUGUUAACCCUCGCAGUAACGUUUGACUGUUCGACGUUGGGCUCGAGUGUGUUCUCGGUCGCUUUUUACGGACUCUUGCGGAGCUCAUACGGACCCCUGCGGAAAUCUUCUGGAGCCAAGGAAUGAGAAUUUCAGGCUUUUGAUCAAAGUUUAAGUUAGUCUCUCACAUUAUUUUAAGAAUACUCAUGCAACGGUUCCUACGAUUCUAUCAUAAUGCUCACUUGCUUUUCGGUGUACUAGUUGAAAAUUAAUCUUCAGCUUCUAAAGGAGAAUUACACACUGUUAAAAUAUAACAGAUCUGUCAUCAUGGUUAUUAAGAAAAUUUGCUGCAUUGGUGCAGGGUAUGUUGGCGGCCCGACAUGCAGCGUGAUCGCCUUGAAAUGUCCGGAUAUUGAGGUUACGGUCGUGGACAAAAGUUCUGAAAGAAUCCAGCAGUGGAAUUCAAAUAAAUUACCAAUAUAUGAGCCAGGCCUGUAUGAAGUAGUCCUGAAGUGCCGAGACAAAAAUCUGUUUUUCUCGACAAACAUUAACAAAGCUAUCACAGAGGCAGAUCUCAUCUUCAUCUCGGUGAAUACCCCAACAAAACUUAAUGGAAAUGGGAAAGGUCGAGCUGCAGAUCUUAAGUACGUGGAGGGUGCUGCGCGUAUGAUUGCAGACAUAGCACAAUCAAACAAAAUUGUUGUAGAGAAAAGCACAGUGCCCGUAAAAGCAGCAGAAAGCAUUUUAAGGAUACUUAGGGCAAACCACAAAAAAGGUGUCAAAUUCCAGAUCUUAUCAAACCCGGAGUUUUUAUCGGAAGGCACAGCAAUUGAUAAUCUUAUCAAUGCUGAUAGAGUGUUGAUUGGUGGUGAGGAAUCUGAAGGAGGUCAACAAGCAAUUAAAGAGCUUUCCUGGGUCUACGAGCACUGGAUUCCAGCAGAAAAAAUCAUCACCACCAACACAUGGUCAUCAGAACUAUCCAAAUUGGCUGCCAACGCUUUUCUUGCAUCAAGAAUAUCCAAUAUCAAUUCUUUGUCAGCUGUGUGUGAGGCUACUGGUGCUGAUAUUUCCGAAGUAGCCAAUGCGGUCGGCAAAGAUUCUAGAAUAGGGUCAAAGUUCCUGCAAGCUUCCAUCGGUUUUGGAGGAAGCUGCUUUCAAAAAGACAUUUUGAAUCUAGUGUACAUUUGUGAAUGUUUGAAUCUUCCCGAAGUUGCAUCAUAUUGGCAACAGGUCAUUGAUUUAAACGAAUAUCAGAAGACAAGAUUUACCAAAAAAAUUGUAGAAUUAUUAUUCAAUACCGUAAGUGAUAAGAAAUUAGCAAUUUUAGGCUUUGCAUUUAAAAAGGACACUGGAGACACCAGGGAAUCGCCGGCCAUUUACGUUGCCAAAACUCUUCUGGAUGAAGGUGCUAAGCUGCACAUCUAUGAUCCCAAAGUAGAGGCGACACAAAUAUUGGACGAUCUGACCCACCCGUCUUUCACACCUGAUCCUGAAGGAGUCCGCAAAGCCAUAGAAAUCUACGAUGAUCCUUACCAAGCAACGGCUGGCACUCAUGCCGUUGUCAUAUGUACUGAAUGGGACGAGUUCAUCGGCCUGGAUUACGAAGAAAUUUACAGCAAUAUGAUGAAACCAGCUUUCAUAUUUGAUGGGCGAAAAAUCCUCAACCAUGAUAAGUUGGCGAACAUAGGAUUUUUUGUCCAUACAGUCGGGAAACAAACAGUUUACAAGGCUGUCAAUGGAUUCUGAGGUCCAUAAUCAUUGUGAUAACUGAUAAUCUUCUGGUUUGAGUUUUUUUUCUCAUUAUUUUAAGAAUUUCUUCCUGUAUUGAAGAUAUAAUCUAGAUUUUUUUAACUUCAGUAAUUAUACACAUCUCAUGGAAGUUGCUUGGAAUUUUCUGGGAGUUCAACUUUAAAAUGAGGUUGCCAUCCUAUAAAAAUUCAGAAAAUCAUUGCAUGAUGUUUUCAUUUUUCAAGUUCAAGUUAACUUGAUAGUAAGGAAGCCUGUCUAUUUAUGUUCUAAUCUACGAAUUAAUUCAUUUCCUCUUUUAGUUUUCAAAUUUUACACGCUGUUUACCCCUUUUUUCUUCUUUUAAAAUACACCUCUUAUUAUUGAGUCCCACAUCGUUUCAGAUUUUCAGUUGAUUCUCCGCAUUCUCUGCAAGAAUUCAUAUCUUCCUCUAAAAGUUAAAACCGGGUUUAUCAUUGUUACAAUACCUGAAGAGACUAUUUUUAUGUUUCAAUUCUACUUGACUAGGACUUAACCCUUAUUUUGUAAAUAAAAUAUUAACUUCAAUCAUUGUAAAACUGAUUUUAACUGAGUUCCUUUAGAAUUAUUGUUGAGCCAUCUGCAGAUUUUUGGAAUAUGUGCAAUCAUAUUAUGAGGUUUCCAUUUUUUCCAAUUUUUACUCUCCACACUCUGUGUAUUUUGUUCAAAAAGAACUGUAUAGACCAUUAAAAUAUUAGGUAUCGCAGUUUAAAUAAUGUGAAUGAAUUAUUAAGUAGAACAACCUAAUUUUAUUUAAAUCAAAAAUGAUUUUUUCAUUGAAGAGAAAUUUAUGUAAUCUUAUCAUAUUGUUUUACUGAAUACUUUACCACCUAUUAUAUUUGAAUUACGCAAAUUUUACGAAACAGUGAUCUUUGCGUAACAUGUGUCCAUCUUUCAAAUGUUUACUAUUAUCCACGGAGAAAAAGCACAAUAACCCAAAAAUUAUUGUAAAAUCAUCGUUCCGAAUUAUUAUCUUAUGUGUUCUCAAGAAUGCCGUCCUGUUUCUUCAACGGUUUGCUUUAAAAAAUUUAUGAUUAUGAAUCCUGAUAAAUUUGUGGUCUGUGUAUGAAUAAUUUUCUGGUUUCUCUCAGAACAGUAAAUUAGGAAUCACUGCGCUUUCUCGGAACACAAAAGUACUUUCAUGUUAAUUAUUGACAGCAUUACUGUCUUUAAACGCCAUUGCUUUGUUGUAAAUAUUUUUAAAAAAUUGUUAAUUAAUUUCAAGUGCAA